GAUUAUUAAUAAUAUGUUAGACGAUAGUUUCAAAUUAAUUAAACAAGGAGCCGAAGGAAGAAUUUAUCAUGGCAUAUACUUAGGAAAACAUGUAUUAGUCAAGGAAAGGUUUAAAAAAUCUUACAGACAUCCAGAUUUAGACGAUAUAUUAACUAAGGAAAGAAUGAAAUCUGAGGCAAAAUUAAUUGUUCGAUCCAAAUCAGCUGGAAUUAGAACACCUGCUAUUUACAUGGUCGAUUUUGAAAGACGCAUUAUUAUAAUGCAAUAUUUCGAACAAAAUAUCACAUUGAAAGAAUAUAUAUCUAAAUACUGUAAGGAUAAUGCACAAGAACUGCAAGCACUAGGAAAUCAAAUUGGUGCAUUGGUUGCAAAGCUUCAUAUAGCAAAUAUCAUUCAUGGUGAUCUUACGAGCUCUAAUAUUCUUCUUGUGCCAAGUAAUCCAGAAUUGAAGGACUGGUCUGAUAGCAUUUCUUUAAAAAAUUCAAAUUUAAUACUGAUUGAUUUUGGAUUAUCUCAUAUUGAUACAUCUUCAGAAGAUAAAGGAGUAGAUUUAUAUGUUCUGGAAAGGGCAUUACUGAGUACUCAUAGUGAUGUUGGUGAAGUUCUGAGGAAUAAUAUUCUACAAUCAUACAGAAAAUCUUCCAACAAAGCAGCUGCUGCUAGUGUUUUAGAAAAGUAUGAAGAAGUGAGAGCAAGAGGUAGAAAACGAACAAUGGUUGGAUAAUUUUAUUUAUUUAAAAUAACUUAAAUGCUAUUAUUUUUAUAUAAAAUUUCACCUUAUUAAAAAAAAUAUUGCAAAUAUUUAAUUUAGAAUAUUAAGGUAUUAAAGAUAAAAAAAAUAUUUAGAAUAUUUAGAUUAUUAAGUUUCAUAAGACUUAAUAAAUUACUGAAUACAUAAUAUUAGCUCUGCACAC
Molecule: messenger RNA, 914 nt
Organism: Ctenocephalides felis (cat flea)
Lineage: Eukaryota; Metazoa; Arthropoda; Insecta; Siphonaptera; Pulicidae
Product: EKC/KEOPS complex subunit TP53RK-like
Exons: 2
Coding region: 14-724 (236 amino acids)
Biological process (GO): protein phosphorylation
Cellular component (GO): EKC/KEOPS complex; cytosol; nucleus
Molecular function (GO): ATP binding; protein serine/threonine kinase activity
Source: RefSeq, a predicted model, not a curated record